Varanus komodoensis (Komodo dragon) is the source of this 504-nucleotide messenger RNA. RefSeq names its product arrestin domain containing 5 (gene ARRDC5). The transcript is spliced from 3 exons. Bases 1 to 504 code for a protein of 167 amino acids. The record is from RefSeq and is a predicted model, not a curated record. Gene Ontology annotation, biological process: protein transport. Gene Ontology annotation, cellular component: cytoplasm. NCBI's taxonomy places the organism in Eukaryota, Metazoa, Chordata, Lepidosauria, Squamata, Varanidae.
AUGUCGGUGGUGAGGUCCAUGCAGCUGGUGAUCCCGAAGGAGGUCUACGUGGCCGGAUCUGACGUGGACGGGCGGCUGGAGUUGAGUCUCCACAGCACACUGGUGGACCCCCUGGUGAAGGUCGAGCUGAUCGGAAGGGGUUACCUGGAGUGGAUGGAAGAGGCUGACGUCAAGAAGGACUACAGCCAGCCAGCCACGUGUGUCAACAAAGCUGAUUAUGUCCACAAGACGAAAACCUUCAAGAUACAGCGGAGCUGGCUGGGUCCUGGCGUCCACACUUUUGACUUCCACUUCGUCUUACCUCCCAGGAUCCCAUCAACCUUCACAAGUCGGGUGGGCCGGAUCUCUUACUUCCUCCAAGCCAUUUGUGCUACGCGGGAACUUAUCCUUGGGAAGCAGAAGAGGUAUCUGAUGGUGCAAGGGAUCUCCAUCUUCCGCCAAGACAUUGUGGAAUCGGAGAAACUCAGCUUGAGCAUAGACAAAGGUUUGGAAAGGGAGCUCUGA